Messenger RNA from Geodia barretti, 1994 nucleotides. The record is from the annotation of a GenBank genome assembly. NCBI's taxonomy places the organism in Eukaryota, Metazoa, Porifera, Demospongiae, Tetractinellida, Geodiidae.
GCCCACAUUCCCGUAGCUGCGUUGAGACCUCCUGGACCGGACAACGAGAUGGGUGCUGGUCAGGGUCGCUCCAGAGAGGGAGGAGAGAAUGGAACGGGUACCCAGAGACUCCAGUUCAACGUAGGAGACCCGCAAGACGAGGAAACGACCGAGGACAAGGAAGACGAGCAGGAUGGUGAAGAUGGGGCUGCAGUAGUUGUGGAGACGACACAGACAAGCUACAUGAGGUCUCAGUCAGUUCCAGCAGGUGGCGGUGGUGGACACCACAUCACAACAACCAGUUCCUUCGCCCACACUGAAAGAAGCCUGAGUGUCCAUGGAGGAGAUGGGGAGUGGAGGGAGACAGCCACGGUGGCCCUGUCUCAGACGUACUCAUUCUCAGUGAGAGACAGGGUCCUCACCGGUCCUCCUGCCUCCUUCCAGAGAGGUCGCAGAAGGUCGUCCAGUUUCCUCGAAUACGUCGGAAGAAGGUUGGGAGGUAACUUUCUCUAUGAGCCAGAGGACAUGAUGGAGGGAGAGAUGGUGGACAGUGGAGGAGGAGGAGAGAGGGAGGGAGGGGAGUGUCUGCGGUGCAAGCUGAGUCCUCCGGUACAGAGCACUCUUCGCAAAAUCUUUGACGGAAUAGCUCCAGAGGAGGUAGUGGACUAUCAUGUACAUCUGGUGGGUCAUGGAACUCGGUUCUUGCUGCUACCUUCAUGACUCUACUAAAACGUGGAGGUAUCCUCUGAGGAGGAUAAAGACGCAGUGUUCAUGGCUGCAGCCCAGAGCCCUGACAUGGAGGGUGGUGAUCUCCAGUACAUCUCGAGACUCAUACGACUGGCCAGACACUUUGUCCCUGCAGCCGUCUUUGACCCUACCAGAAGUGGUUAUCGCUCGGGGACACUGUGUCUGCUGGCCUUCGACAAGUUCUACGAGAAGAACGGCUCACCAGACAGGAACAAGACGACCAUGUACAUCCCCAACGAGUAUGCAGUUCAAAUAGCGGUCGAGUUCCCGGACCUGUUUGUCCCGUUUGGCUCGGUCAACCCCUAUCGUCACGACGCCAUCCAGGAGCUAGAGAAAUGUGCUCAGUUGGGUGUCACCAUCAUCAAAUGGCUGCCCAACUCUAUGGGGAUCGACCCUUCAGAUGAGCAGUGUGUUCCUUUCUACAUGAAGAUGAAUGAACUAGGAAUGGCACUGCUGGUUCACAUAGGAGAAGAACAUGCAGUUAACGCGGCCUACAUCAACAACAGACUUGGAAACCCUCUACUACUGAGGAGGGCGCUUGACUGUGGUGUAAAGGUCAUUGGAGCUCACUGUGCUACUGAAGGAAUGUCAGCUGAUCUCGACAAUGGCGGAGUGACUGUCUCCUGUUUCAGCCUCUUUCUCAGACUCAUGAGAGAAGACAAAUACAAGGGACUAUUAUUUGGUGACAUAUCUGCCACGUGUGGCUUCAAAAGACUACCAUACUUGAAGCAGCUACUACAAGCCACAGACAUCCACGACAGACUGGUGUAUGGUUCAGAUUACCCUGUACCUGCCAUCAACCUGGUGGUCCAUACUUCAAAACUGCUCCGGUAUUCUAUACACCACACUAUAUUCUAUCAAGCAUAUAUAGUACACACAGUACUCCAGCCCUUCCUUACUCUCCCUCUCCCUCUUCUUACUCUCCCUCUCUCCUCCACCAGACAAGGGUUCAUUACGCAGGAAGAGGCCUCCGUCCUAAACGAACUCUACAACUACAACCCUCUGCUGUUUGACUUUGCCUGCAAGAGACUAGUGAGAGGACCUUCGGGAGAGAAGUUCCCUCCUCAGGUCUUCAAGGCCCACCCCCUCCUACCUCCGUUCAGACAUGAAUCUAAACUACUGGGAUCACCAGUGUAGAGCCGUCUUAGCUGUGGCAGAGACUAUACAGGUUGAUUCUAGUGCUUUUUAUUACGCGUGUCAUGCUGUACAUCAAGUAUUUUGCUGUGGAUGUAAAGUAUUACGGUGACACACAAUGACUUGUAGGUGAC